Colletotrichum orchidophilum is the source of this 3735-nucleotide messenger RNA. Its product is annotated as GATA zinc finger. NCBI's taxonomy places the organism in Eukaryota, Fungi, Ascomycota, Sordariomycetes, Glomerellales, Glomerellaceae. Gene Ontology annotation, cellular component: nucleus. Gene Ontology annotation, biological process: regulation of DNA-templated transcription. The record is from RefSeq and is a predicted model, not a curated record. The coding region runs from base 1 to 3735 and encodes 1244 amino acids. Gene Ontology annotation, molecular function: protein binding; zinc ion binding; sequence-specific DNA binding. The transcript has 4 exons.
AUGCCCUGUCUCGGUGGUCUUUCUCCGGCCGUGGGCGACGCAGGCAUGAGAGGCAACCUCGUGUCGCAACAAGACCCCGGGCCAGCGCAGGUAAUGUGGGCGAUUCCAUGGACCCAGGUCGUUACCUCCCCGUCCAUCGGGUCGCUACUCAAACGCGCCGAGUCCUCCAAUCUGGGUCCUCCCACGACUGUCUGCUUCUCAACUUCCACAACCUCCGGCCUCCGAAUCCACCGACGCCCAAUUCUUCGACACGACCCGACAUCAACAACCACGACGAUCGCCGACGCCGCACUUUACACCAACUUCUACCUCGCCGUCCCCAAGCGACCAUCGCGCCACUCGAUUUCGCUCGUCACCAACCCCGAAAACCCGACGGUUCAACCCACCUGGCACACGUUCAAUAGCCGGUCGCCUACUUUUCCCGCAGUCCAUGACGACCCCCGACCAAAUUCUUCUGCAAUACUUCUGCUGGCCCGAGACAAGACGCCGAGGACUGUGACGCGAUAUCGCACCCCCGACCCACCCCACCGCCAUCCACUGAUACGAGACGACACGGAACUGGACCACUUUCGACGACAAGGUCCUUUGGACACCGAUGCGAUCCACAUGGAGGCCUUUUACCCACAGCUCACUCCUCAAGAGCUGCAGCGACAGAUGUCGCAACAGUCUCAGCAACGCCAGAUGCAAGGCCAGGGUCAAGCAGGCGGUCACCCAUACCAUCAAAUGAAUGAAGGUCAUGGCAUGUCCAUAAUGGGUGGCAACGGCGACUCGCUUGACGACAUUAUCAACAGUAACAACCAUGAACUGCAACGGCGCCGCAGCAUACACCAACCAUAUAUGUCCUCGAAUCAGAAUAACCAGAACGCUGGCGCUGACAGGAGAAUGUCCAUGAUGGAGUUCGGCGCCGAUGACAAUCAGAUGCUUAACUAUCCCUUUCAGAAUCCGGCCAUGAACGGCGAGUUCACAAACAUGGCCGGCCAGAUGGGCAACGGUAUCAAUGGUGGCUUAGACAGCGGCAUGGCGAACAACGGAGGGAUGGGCAGCAGUGUCCCUGGCAACAUUUCCAUACCAGGAUCCAUGGAUGCGUACUCUGCCCACGACGGACUGCAGAUGUCGCCGACAAAUGCAUUUACCACGUUUUCCCCCGACAUGAUGAGUUCGAUGAUGCCUCCGGCAUACGCUAAUAUGGCCAUGCCGACCACGUCGAGUAUGAACAUGUACGGCCAAACAUCCAUGGCCAACGCUUUCCCGAGCCCUAUAAAUACCUCCGCCAAUGACAUGACCAUGGACCUGGGAGCCGAUGAAACGCCCGGAACAGCACCACAGUCUGCCCUAGACACCCCACCAGAUAUCGACAAUGCAGACAACGAGGCUAUGAGUAUGGGCCAGCAAUACCAACCGCCGGCAGACAACUCGAAUAGGACAAUGUCGCAAGUUGUCAAAUUUGGUUCUGUUUCAAGCGGCCCUCAGACAACUCCAUCGACUUUAUCCCGCGAGGUGUCAACCAACUCUGGUCAGACUUCCUCGCAAUCCCCUAACAAUCGAUCAUCGUCCAUGGCAACAAGCCAGACAGCUGCUGCUGCCGCUACCCCUACCGCAACGGCAGAAACUACUCCAGCCAUGGGACCUCAGACCCCUCGUGCAGAGUCGAAGGAGAAGAAUGUCUACUCAAAGAGUGGCUUCGACAUGAUGCGGGCGUUGUGGUAUGUUGCUACAAGAAAGGAUCCCGAGAUCCAUCUAGGCGCCGUGGAUAUGUCUUGUGCAUUCGUGGUCUGCGAUGUAUCGCUGAACGACUGCCCUAUCAUCUACGUCUCUGAUAACUUUCAGAACUUGACGGGCUACAGCCGCCAUGAAAUCGUGGGUCAAAACUGUCGAUUCCUACAGGCUCCCGACGCCAAGGUUGAAGCUGGCUCCAAGCGAGAAUUUGUGGACGACGCGUCAGUCUACAAUCUCAAGAAAAAGAUUGCCGAAGGCCGUGAGGUUCAGCAAAGUUUGAUCAACUAUCGCAAGGGCGGGAAGCCUUUCCUCAACCUUUUGACAAUGAUUCCGAUUCCUUGGGACGAUCCUAAUGAGGUGCGAUUCUUCGUUGGCUUUCAAAUCGACCUAGUUGAGUGCCCGGAUGCAAUCUCCCAGGGCCAGGAUUCGGGAGGUGUCAAGGUUAACUACAAACAUAGCGACAUUGGCCAGUAUAUUUGGACGCCUCCGACAGCCAAUACUGUCGAGCCUGAAAACGGACAGACGCUGGGUGUUGAUGAUGUGUCUACCCUGCUACAGCAGUUCAAUCCCAAGGGAGCAGUGUCUGACUGGCACAAGCAGUCCUGGGAUAAGAUGCUUCUUGAAAAUACCGACGAUGUUGUCCAUGUCCUAUCACUCAAGGGGCUUUUCCUCUACCUUUCACCUUCCUGCAAGAGAGUCCUGGAGUACGACGCGACAGAACUAGUAGGCAACUCCCUUUCGACCGUAUGCCACCCCUCCGAUAUUGUGCCCGUCACCCGUGAACUCAAAGAUGCCACGGCGGGCAAUUCGGUCAACAUUGUCUUUCGCAUAAGGCGGAAACAGAGUGGCUACACGUGGUUCGAGAGUCACGGCUCAUUAUUCUUCGAGCAUGGAAAAGGUAGAAAAUGCAUCAUUCUGGUAGGGAGAAAACGACCUGUUUUCGCCUUGAGCCGGCGAGACUUGGAAGCGCACGGGGGCAUCGGCGACAGCGAACUAUGGACGAAGAUCUCGGUAUCCGGCAUGUUUCUCUUCGUGUCUUCCAACAUUCGGUCUUUGCUCGACCUACAGCCAGACACCCUGAUAGGCACCAGCAUGCAGGAGCUGAUGCGCAGGGAAAGUCGUGCCGAAUUCGGACGGGCGAUCGAAAAGGCAAGAAGAGGCAAAAUAGUGACAUGCAAACACGAGGUUCAUAACAGGAGAGGACAAGUUCUUCAGGCACAAACCAUAUUGUACCCUGGAGAUGCCUCUGAUGGCCAGAAACCGACGUUCUUACUUGCACAGACCAAACUGCUGAAAGCGUCGUCGAGGACCAUCGCACCGGCGGCUACACCACCUGGAAGCGUCAAGUCGACCUCUCAGCUCAAUCAAACUCUACAACUCACACAACAGAAUAGCGAUCUUACGAAGACCGGCCCAUUGUCACUACCGGGUGGUCAAGCGAUGCCGGGCUCGCAAGAUGCUGCUCUAGCCUCGGAUGACAACAUUUUCGACGAGCUGCGAACGACCAAGUGCUCUAGCUGGCAGUUCGAGCUGCGGCAGAUGGAGAAAGUCAACAGGAUCCUUGCCGAAGAACUGGGCGGUCUAUUGUCAAACAAGAAGAAGAGGAAGCGGAGAAAGGGAGUGGGCAAUGUCGUCCGCGACUGCGCCAACUGCCACACGCGCAAUACGCCCGAGUGGCGCCGAGGCCCUAGUGGCCAGAGAGACCUCUGUAAUAGCUGCGGGCUACGCUGGGCGAAGCAGGUUGGACGGGUUUCGCCGCGCAAUUCGUCUCGAGGAGGCGCAAACACAAAUGCAGACGCACUCAGUAAGAAGUCAAACUCGCCAAUACACUCGUCCCAGCUUCAAAACGAAGUCAAGGCCAAUAACAGCACGCCAGCGAGGCUCAGCGACGGUUCAUCAGGGAAUGGCACGCCUGCUACUUCCGUUUCCGUCUCUAAAAGCCACCAAGGCAUGCCCCCUCCGAGUCAACCUCUUCUCGAAGGCGGUAGUAGCGGCGGAAUGACUUCCAUACGGGAAUAA